AUGUCACUUGGCCUGUUCAACCCAGCAAGUCUGGCGUUAAACAAUAAAUUUUUACCAGUACACUGUGUGGUCACACGUGAUGAGUGUCCACAACGUGUUUUGCAAGAUGGUUUUGUAAUCAUUCCAGCACAUACUAAAUUUCAUGAUAUUGUUCCUGUUGUUUUACGUAGUAUGGAAGCUGAUGUUGGUAAAAUAGAACAAGAUGAAAAAAUUGAUGGUGAAAUUUUAAUUAAAAAUUGGAAUCCAUUAUCAAUUGAAGCAGUUACUGAAAAUCGUACAGUUACUGUUCAAGAUAUUCUAGGUGAUCUGAUGAAUAUUGCUAGAUUACAAAUACGUAUAUCUUCAAAAUGUUCAAAUUCAUCGGAAAAUAGACGAACAAAUCAUUAUUUUAAACAAUCAAUAUCUUUAAUGACUGAUGAUAGAGAUAAAAAUGAUUGUGAAUAUGAUGAUCAACAUAGUCCAAAUGGUUAUUCAUCAAAUUCUAAUACUACUGACGGUGAUAAUAUUCCAUUAAAUCUUUCAAAAAAACCAUGUUCAUCAUCAUUAAAAUCAAAUAUGCAUUAUUCAAAUACAUUUGCUAGUCUUCUAUCAUUAACUCAACAACAAUAUGAUUCAACAUCAACAAAUCGACGUCAACGUGAACGUACUACAUUUGAUCCUCAUGAAGAAACACCACGUUUAUUACAAAUAUUUACUGAUACAAAACAUCCUACACGUUAUCAAAUAGCAUCAAUAUGUGAAACUCUCAAUGCUUUACCAUGUCGAAAAGGUAAAAAAGCUCUUGAACCAUAUAAUAUUCAAUAUUGGUUUAAGAAUGCUCGUGCUGCACUUAAACGUAAAAAACGUCGUUUUAUACCAUCGGAAACAGCAACCAUACAAGAAUAUACAACAAAAUGUGAACUUGAUUCAUCAGAUGAAAUUGAUGAUGAUGAUGUUGAUGAUCCAAUGGAUGAUACUGAUGAUAAUAAUCAAAAACAACAAAAUCAUCAUAAUAAUUAUUAUUUUAAUUAUUUACAAGCAUUUGAUAUAUCAUUAACGGAUCAACAAAAACAAAAAUUAACACAUUCAGAUGAAAGUAAUGAUGAUGAUAAUGGAAGUUUAAUUAGUAAUGAACAAUCACCAUCAACACAAACAUCAUUAAAUUCAACAAAAUUAACAACAUUUGAUUAUAAUCGUUCAAGACGUAAUCGAAUAUUUAUUGAUCCAACAAGUGAAGUACCUAAAUUAGAACAAUGGUUUGCUAUUGAAACACAUCCUGAUCAUUUAUUAAUUGAACGUAUUUGUUCAGAAUUAAAUGAAGGUGAAUAUCGAACAAAAUUUCCUAAGCUUGAAACAAAACAUAUACGUUUAUGGUUUAAAAAUCAUCGAGCAAAAGUAAAACGUAUAUGUCGUAUACAAACACCUAAUGAUGAUAAAACAACAGCAGUAGCAAUUAAAACUGAAACAACAGAAAAAUAA
Molecule: messenger RNA, 1458 nt
Organism: Rotaria sp. Silwood1
Lineage: Eukaryota; Metazoa; Rotifera; Eurotatoria; Philodinida; Philodinidae
Source: the annotation of a GenBank genome assembly